AAGUAAAUGGGAGGGGCGGUGUGGGGAAGAAGAAGAGCCCGCUGAGCUGAGACUGAGAGCGAGGAGGAGCGAGAAGAAGAAGAAGAAGGGGGGAGAGUCCUCUUUUUUCUCUCUGGGCGGAGGAGAGGAGGAGCGAGACAUCAUCCAUCCAUCCAUGGCGAUUGCGAGGCUGCUCCUGGGUGCCGCCGCCAUUGCGCUGCUCGCCGGCGUGUCGUCUCUGCUGCUCGUGCCGUUCGCGGAGGCAUAUGAUCCUCUCGAUCCAAAUGGGAAUAUCACAAUCAAGUGGGAUAUCACACAGUGGACCCCGGAUGGCUAUGUUGCUGUUGUUACGAUAUACAACUACCAGAAGUACCGCCAUAUCCAAGCGCCUGGUUGGAAUCUUGGGUGGGCUUGGGCAAAGAGGGAGAUCAUUUGGAGCAUGGUUGGUGGGCAGGCCACAGAACAAGGCGAUUGUUCGGCGUUCAAAGCUAAUAUACCGCAUUGCUGCAAGAGGGAUCCAAAAGUUGUUGACUUAGUUCCUGGGGCACCUUAUAACAUGCAGUUUGGAAAUUGUUGCAAAGGAGGAGUGCUUACCUCAUGGGUGCAGGACCCAGUAAAUGCGGUAGCAUCAUUUCAGAUCACGGUAGGGCAUUCUGGAACUAGCAAUAAGACGGUGAAAGCGCCGAAGAACUUUACUUUAAAGGCCCCAGGUCCAGGAUAUAGUUGUGGAUUAGCGCAAGAAGUGAAACCUCCUACUAGGUUCAUUUCACUGGAUGGCAGGAGAACAACUCAAGCCCAUGUGACUUGGAAUGUGACAUGCACAUAUUCACAGUUUGUUGCUCAAAGAUCUCCAACUUGUUGUGUUUCACUCUCAUCGUUUUACAAUGAAACAAUUGUUAACUGCCCGAAGUGUGCAUGUGGCUGCCAGAAUAAGAAACCGGGAAGCUGUGUGGAGGGCAAUUUGCCUCAUUUGGAGUCUGUGGUGAAUGGACCUGGCAAGAGCAGCCUGACUCCUCUAGUUCAAUGCACACCACACAUGUGCCCAAUAAGAGUGCAUUGGCAUGUUAAGCUCAAUUACAGGGACUACUGGAGGGUCAAGGUCACAAUUACAAAUUGGAAUUAUCGGAUGAACUACUCGCAGUGGAACCUAGUAGUUCAACACCCAAAUUUUGAAAAUGUCUCAACUGUUUUCAGCUUCAACUACAAAUCUCUUAACCCAUAUGGAGUAAUAAAUGACACUGCAAUGAUGUGGGGUAUCAAGUACUAUAAUGACCUACUUAUGGUGGCUGGGCCAGAUGGAAAUGUCCAAUCCGAGCUUCUAUUCCGGAAGGACCCAUCAACCUUCACCUUUGACAAGGGUUGGGGCUUUCCGAGGCGCAUAUACUUCAACGGCGAAAGUUGCGUCAUGCCUUCACCAGAUUUAUACCCAUGGUUACCCCCCUCUUCUACUCCAAGAUUUAGGACUGUUUUCCUUCUCAUGUCAUUCCUCGUUUGUGGAACACUAGCAUUCUUGCACAACCACCUAGUGUUAGACAAAAAUUGUGGAAAGUGCUGACCAUAUUGGGCAUUGGCUGUUGACAUAGCGAGUCCUUUGUAAGUUUAGAGUGUGCUCUUGCAAGAAAAGCUAAUCCGCGUUUGAUUUAGGUUUUAAGCUUAGAUUCCUCAAAAUCAUUCAAGUCUGGGUUGUACAUUCUGAUUGUGUGUAUUCUUGGUCUGAAGUGUGAAGAGUAAUUGGGAACCCUCCC
Molecule: messenger RNA, 1724 nt
Organism: Oryza brachyantha (malo sina)
Lineage: Eukaryota; Viridiplantae; Streptophyta; Magnoliopsida; Poales; Poaceae
Product: COBRA-like protein 2
Exons: 6
Coding region: 155-1534 (459 amino acids)
Biological process (GO): cellulose microfibril organization; plant-type cell wall cellulose biosynthetic process
Cellular component (GO): plasma membrane
Source: RefSeq, a predicted model, not a curated record